Molecule: messenger RNA, 1025 nt
Organism: Anthonomus grandis grandis
Lineage: Eukaryota; Metazoa; Arthropoda; Insecta; Coleoptera; Curculionidae
Product: protein GUCD1
Exons: 5
Coding region: 215-907 (230 amino acids)
Source: RefSeq, a predicted model, not a curated record
AUUUUGACACACUAUCGUUAUAGUACUAGAUUCUGGCAAAAUGCAACUAAAAUUUCCGAUUUAGGUUAAUAGAACAAUUGAUUAUUAACAGAAUUCUAUAGUAGAUAAUAAUAAUGUAUGUUGACAGCAUUUUUAUUAUAUUGAAAAAACUUGUCAAUUUUUACGGUUAACAUUCAUUUGUCAAAAUCUACUGUAAACAAUUCCAGACAAAAAAAUGAAAAAGUGCAUACAGUUAAAAACUGACCUUCCUCCUAAGCACCACAUCGAACUAUGUCAUUUCAAACAAAAAUCAAACUGGGACUGUGGCAUUUCCUGCGUCCUUAUGGUCCUCCCGACUAAACACCGUCAACAUCUGCUCAAAAAUUUAAGUGCAGUAUGUAAAAAUGAGGGAUUCAAUAAAAGUACAUGGACCAUCGAUCUCUGUUAUCUCCUUCGGCGUUACAACGUAGAGCACGUUUUUUACACAAUCACUAUUGGGGUUCACGAAGGUUAUCGGGGGAACAGCUUCUAUCAUCACAUUUUAAAUAAAGAUGAAUCCAGGGUUAACCUGAAAUUCCGUGAGGCAUCCAAAAACGACAUCAUAGUAAAAAAGGGCUCCAUCUCAAUCCUGCAUAUUAUAGAGCAUUUAGUAAAUGGUCCAAUUAUAAUAUUGACAAACGCAAGACUACUAUACUGUGAUAUCUGUAAAUUUAAUAAGAUCUCAAAUGAGUUAAGGAAAUGCUUGCCAUGGCCCACGACUUAUCAGGGCCACUAUAUCGUGCUGUGCGGUUACGACAUUGAACGACAAAGAGUGUUUUAUCGGAAUCCUUCAUUUGGUGACCAUGUGUGCGUAAUGUCCGUCGCCAAUUUGGAAAAUGCCAGAAAAAGCUAUGGAACCGAUGAGGACGUCAUUUUUAUUUACAAAUGAACGAUUAGUAGCUAUUCCACUAUUGUGUGUUCAUUAUGUAUACUUACUUAUUUUUUAAUAUUGUGUGAUAAUAUUAUUUUAAUAGGACUUUAUAAAUGAAUAAAAAAAUUAAAGUUGA